AUGGCCUGGCCUUGGUUACUGCCUUUCGGCCUCUUUUUCGUUGCCUCUGUUGCUCAAGCUGCUGUUGUGGAGCACACCUUCAAUGUCGGGAACCUGUCUAUAAGCCAGCUGUGCCAGCCGGCGAGGAUCAUCACGGCGGUGAAUGGGCGGCUUCCCGGCCCGACCGUCGAGGCCCGGGAGGGCGACACGGUGGUUGUUCACCUCGUCAACGAGUCGCCCUACAACAUGACCAUUCACUGGCAUGGCGUGUUCCAGCGCGGCUCGCCGUGGGCGGACGGGCCGGCGAUGGUGACGCAAUGCCCCGUCAAGCCGGGCGCCAACUACACGUAUCGCUUCAACGUGACGGACCAGGAGGGCACGUUGUGGUGGCACGCCCACAUCUCCUUCCUCCGCGCCACCGUCUACGGCGCCCUCGUCAUCCUCCCCCGCGGCGGCGCCGGCGCCUACCCCUUCUCCCCCAAGCCCCACAGGGAGGAGACCGUCAUCCUCGGCGAGUGGUGGAACGCCAACGUCUACGAUCUGCAGCAGCAGGUGUUCCUCACGGGGGACACGACGAGGAUGCCGCCCGCCGACGCCUACACCAUCAACGGCAAGCCGGGAGACUUGUACAACUGCUCCGCCGCUAACCAGACUUACAAUUUCCGGGUGCGGAGCAACGAGACGUACCUGCUCCGGAUCAUCAACGCCGCACUCAACACGCCCAUGUUCUUCAAGGUGGCGAACCACACCUUCACCGUCGUCGGCGCGGACGCCGCCUACACCACGCCGUACGAGACCGACGUGGUGCUGAUCGCGCCCGGGCAGACCGUGGACGCGCUCAUGGUCGCGGGCGCCGCCGUCGGGCGCUACUACAUGGCGGCAUCCCCGUACGACAGCGCCAUCCCGCAGGGGCCGCAAUUCAGCAUGACCAACGGCACGGCCAUCGUCGAGUACGCUGGCUCGGCUGGGGAGGACAAGCCGCAGCUGCCGCCGCGGACGGAGUACAACGACACGGACACGGCCUUCCGGUUCCUCUCCAACCUGACGGCGCUGGUGCUCCCCGGCAAACCGACGGUGCCGCUGUCCGUGGACACCCGCAUGUUCGUAACCGCGCACUACUACGGGGACGACGCGUCGGCCGGCGUCUACACCCGCGACUUCCCCGACCGGCCGCCGGUCAUCUUCGACUACACCGCGGUCGCCAGCGACAACGACACCCUCAAGUACACGACCAAGUCCACCAAGGUGAGGACGCUGCGGUACAACGAGACGGUGGAGAUGGUGCUGCAGAACACGCGGCUGAUUGCCAAGGAGAGCCACCCCAUGCACCUCCACGGCUUCAACUUCUUCGUGCUCGCCCAGGGCUUCGGCAACUACGACGAGGCCGCGGCGGCGCCGCGGUUCAACCUCGUCAACCCGCAGGAGCGCAACACCGUCGCCGUCCCCACCGGCGGCUGGGCCGUCAUCCGCUUCGUCGCAAACAACCCUGGGAUGUGGUUCAUGCACUGCCACUUCGACGCCCACCUUGAUCUGGGGCUGGGAAUGGUGUUCGAGGUUCAGGACGGGCCGACGGCGGAGACAUCGGUGCCGCCGCCGCCAAUGGACCUACCUCAGUGCUAA
Messenger RNA from Miscanthus lutarioriparius, 1599 nucleotides. The record is from the annotation of a GenBank genome assembly. Lineage: Eukaryota; Viridiplantae; Streptophyta; Magnoliopsida; Poales; Poaceae.